Messenger RNA from Babesia bovis T2Bo, 1641 nucleotides. RefSeq lists its product as uncharacterized. Bases 253 to 1554 code for a protein of 433 amino acids. Lineage: Eukaryota; Apicomplexa; Aconoidasida; Piroplasmida; Babesiidae. The transcript has a single exon. The record is from RefSeq and is a predicted model, not a curated record.
AAAAUAUAUAUAAUUAUAUUUUAACAGUUUUCGUACAGGAUCUGGCGCGUCAUGUCUAGGGUUGACAUGGUUUAUCAUAUUAUAUACGUAGCGUCAUCAAAGUGUUUACACUUACAUCUUUGAUCGACACAUAUAAUAAUGUAAUCAAUGCACGCCAGAUCCAUAUGCUCGUUUUAGUCAUCAUUGCCUAGUUUCAGGAUUACACAUGCUGUACAUCUAAGUAGCCACCUAAGCGUUUUUCUCCAGCACACAAUGGUAGAUGACGCUCCUUUGGAAACAGUUCGUAGGACUAAGGCAGUAGCGAUCAAGGUACUAGAUGUUAAAGAUCGCCGCGCCUUGUCUGAAGGUAUGCUUCCUCAGGAAGCUGCCAAAUCUGAAGGAUGGCUCAAAUCUGACCUGGUUUCCGGGUUUUGGAGAAAGUCAGAUCAGGGUUCCCGGAAGUCAUCCCCCAGCGAACUUUCGGUGAAAAGUAGGCGUAAUAUCGAUCGUUUCAAAACUGUUUUCCAUGGAGUUGACUGGUUCAAGUCGAGAAAUACAGAUGAUUCAGACCAGGAGACAGAGGUGACUGACGAUAAUGAGUCUAGUACCUAUACUGCAGCACUGUACAACAAGCUAUCAUCCAUGUUUGACGGUUUCAAGGGAAUGAUGUACACCAACUGGAAGAUAACCAGGACAUUCGGAACUAACACCGCUUCAGCCAUAAGCUCUAUGGCUAACGGAGUGCCGAACAUAUCGCAACGCUUUAGCUGGAAUAUGGAAAGCUUUCUGAGGAGUAAUAGCGCCUCUGAACGAUUUAUCGCUUUUAUCCCGUCAUUUUCAUCGCAGAAAUCAGGCUAUACUUUCAGCGAUGCUUUUAUCCCAAACCAUGGUACCUUUGUAGAUUGCUUUGCACUAUUUAUCGAGGACCCGCCAAAGGAACAGAAGUCUCCAGACCCCGUGGACGCACAAUCAGUAAUCGACGUUGGAAACAACCUGCGUUGUGAAAUUGUUAGCAAAGCUUCACAACGGGUAUUAUCGGAACAUGGACCUUACCAAUGUGUAUUUGAGGAGAAUAUUAACACUGAAACAGAAGCUAAACCACUAAAAGAGUUUAUUGAAGACAUGCCCGUACACAAUGGACGCUUGCGUUUCUUCCAGGCAAUUAAAUCAUUACGUAAACCGAGUGAUAAAAAUAUAGAUAAUCAGGACGUUCCCUCCCAAAGUAUGGGCUCUAAGGAUCACGUGGAAUCCAUGUCACACUACUCACCUACAUCCUAUAUCAAAAACAGAGUAGCCAUGUUUAGCGAGUACCUAUCGAAGCGUUCCGAGGAAGCACCGGGCCCCAAGACAUUACGUAGUUAUUUUGCUAAUCUACGUUCUAGGCGCGGUAAUGAGGAAUCUGAAGAUAAUGACGAAUCGAAGUUCGACGAUAAUGCACACUACCGUAUGCAGGAACAUACGAUGAUACAUACGGGUCAUUGGGAUGAGUUCCAAUAUGACAAUAUCGAGAUUGUCCUUAGGGACGAUAACAACGACUCAGUUAUACAGCUCCCGUAUGGAUGUGCUGUUAUGUGACAAGUUACGAUAUACGAACUUAUAUUGUAUCAUAGCAAUACAGGGUACCAGAACUAGAGUGUGAUCCUGUAUUUUUUUGUACAAAUA